Mytilus californianus (California mussel) is the source of this 2303-nucleotide messenger RNA. RefSeq lists its product as uncharacterized. Bases 1101 to 2228 code for a protein of 375 amino acids. The transcript is spliced from 2 exons. Lineage: Eukaryota; Metazoa; Mollusca; Bivalvia; Mytilida; Mytilidae. The record is from RefSeq and is a predicted model, not a curated record.
UAAAGGGAGCACACAUACUUUAAAAAAUAGUUUGUUGUCGAUCGUUUAUUUUACUACUUCGUUAUAAUUAUGUUUUAGUUACUUGUACUUAUUUUAUACACUAUUUUGACAAUCAAGGUGACUGGCAUCAUAGACAAAAGUAAAAAAGAUUGUGAUAUGGAUUAUGUUUUCUCUGCAUUACAAUUAUCAAGGAUAGAACUGUGUUAUUGAUCCGAAUAAACUACAGAAAUGGAUAGAAUACAAUUAGUUGUGGCAUUCAAUAUAGGGGAAAUUUACACAGGAUACACAUUGUCCACGACAGAACAGUUUUCUGAUGACCCUAUGAAAAUGAAUGGUUUCAACUGGCAGUCGCAAUAUACCAUCAAUGACCUAACUCCUACCUCUAUUAUUCUAAAUUCCAAAAUGGGAUUUCAGAGCUUUGGUUUUGAAGCAGAAGACCAGUACCUGUUUUCCUGUGAAAAUAAAGAAGACUUUUAUUUCUUUCAACAUUUUUUAUGUCAAACAAAUUGGUUUACAGAAACAAACGGUGAUAUUUACGUCAACCCUUCGAACCGUGUCGGACCUGUUCUAUUAAAAACAUUAAUACGUCAUUCAGUUUCUUUUUUAAAAACACAUUUUUUAAAUGAGAUACACAUAUCUCACAUUGUUGAUGAUUUCAUUUUGUGGGUUGUAGUUUAUCCAGAGGGAGAUAAGUUCGACGUAAGAUUAAUAUUACUGGAGGCAUUUCUAAACACUGGUAUCAAUAGAGACAAUAUCGUACUUGUUUGUGAGAGUAAUGCGAUCCAAGCUUUUGCUCGUCACAUUGAACAAUCUAGAAAAUGUGAAACGUCUGGGAUUCAAAAUAAAAGUACAAUUAUAUUGAAUUGUGCCAUGACACAAAUAUGUCCGAAUGUUGCUUUUCAGAAGUAUCCCAAGGUUGCUACAAGUGUUAUUGGCAUAUCCUCGGUUGUCGACGAUAUCGAUUCGAUCAUGAAAAAGCGAAUAGGAUGUUCUAUCUUCACUGGCCUGGAUGAUAUUCGUUCUAAAUACGACUUUUUUUUUACUUAGAUAAAGCACUAGAGAUUAAUGUUUUAAAACAAGCACAUGGUAGUCAUGUUGGUAUGAAACUCCCGCUACCUUUGAUAGAAUAUAUGAGCAAAUAUGUCACAAGGUCCUCCAAUGACGGUUUCAAAUUACGGUCUGAUAUUCUCAAAAUCGAAAUCGCUGUAAUCCACGAAGUUUUUCAAAACGCGAUGUCACCAUUGGUGGAUCAUUUAAAAAAGGAAAUCAAUAUUUUGAAUACAGGAACCAUCCAAAAAGUUAUUCUUGUUGGGGAUUUUUCAAGAUUUAUUAUGACCAAAACAGUGUUUCACGAGAGCUUUCCACAAUUUGAAAUCAUUGUUCCAUCAAAUUCAUACAUGGCAGCCACAAUAGGUGGGACAAUAGCUGGACAUGAAAUACGAUCUGGAAAAUAUGAUAGUCGUAUUCUAUAUGUUCCCAAAAUGUCAAUUGUUGUAACGUCGCAUAGUGAACCUGCGGCACUGAGAUCAUCAUCCAAUUUGAGAAAAUAUAUCGAUGAUAAACUUUCUGUCAAACCAAACAUGGAUACCGAUACAACGAUAGACAAUAUUUCACAUGUAUCAUACUUACCAGAUCCUAUUCGUCCUUCUAAAAUUGCAACAAAGCUUCAAGAUCUCUAUGAGUUUGAGUACGCUGAAAGCCUGGCAGCUUGUAUAGAAAAGGGGUGUGACGAUGCUAAAUCUGAAGAAUUUUUGCUACAGAUUCUUCACGAGGCUUAUGAUGAAUGCAGAAAGCAAGCCCAUACUCAAAUUAACACAAUCACACAGGCGUUUCAUCCCGCCGUCGGGAUAGAUGAUAUUAAAACGUCAUUACCGUCAGAUGUUGUUAAACCAUUGAUAGAGUAUAGACGAAAGAAUGCUUUGCAAUAUCUGCCAAGAUUAAUUAAAUCAUUCUUAGAAACAUUGCCAGAUAAAAUCAACAUUUCUAAUGCUCAGCUGUCAGUCUGCACUCCAUUUAUCGAGAAAGGUAUGGAAUGUUGUUGGCUAAUGUCCGUGACAAAGCCGCCCAUGUUUUUAAAAUUUGAAUGGAACAAGAGUGAACAAAUAGAUUUGACAGAGUUAGAGAUUGAGAGAGGCAACGGAAAGUAUGUUGAGAGCAUGCGUUGGCCUGCGCUGUAUCUUUAUGAAAAUGGUCCUUUGAUGAACAAGGGCGUUGUGAAUGCAAAAUGACAUAAAGUACAAGCCUUGCGUUAUAACUUUUAAAAUUUAACUGUUUUUAGUUGAGAAAUAAAGUAUUGCAUGAGA